Molecule: messenger RNA, 1908 nt
Organism: Thermothelomyces thermophilus ATCC 42464
Lineage: Eukaryota; Fungi; Ascomycota; Sordariomycetes; Sordariales; Chaetomiaceae
Exons: 2
Coding region: 134-1819 (561 amino acids)
Source: RefSeq, a predicted model, not a curated record
CCGGGGGCAGCUAUUAGAGGAGCUCCGAGUUAUAAAUCAGUCGUAAAGCCCUUAUUGACUUGUCUGGUUGUUCUUUAUCAUGUCGAUAAAACACAUCUUGCAGCGCUCUUUUUGAUGUUCAACUCUCGUCGUCAUGGCUCCCAGCUGGUAUUAUCAGAAGCCGCCAUCCUGGAAGACUCGGGAUGCGAACCGAGCAAGGGCUGCUGUUAGCACUACUCCUCCUCCUCCGUUUGGCGCCCUGAUCCGAACCUUGAAGCUCAGACACCUUGACGAUGAGGGCGAAACUCUCGAUCACCUGGCCCGCAUUACAGACCUACAGACCGUUGCCUCAUACAGCUGGGUUGACAAGCCGAACUCUGGUCCUGAGAUUCUGAUACCAGGGCGGCCCCCUCUAUGGACCCCCCAAGUCACGCCGACCCAGCUCAAGGAAGACAGCGGGCAGUACUACCGUGACAAGAACGCGGCCCGGUAUCCCAGACACCCCAUCGAGCCCGCCGUCGUUGCCGGUCUCGACGCCGACCCUGCCCUCCCUCUGGACCUGGACAUCUUCGCCUGCAAGAGCACGCUCGGCAGCCUGCUCAGCUUCGUCCGGGGAGAGGAUAAAGAAUUCCGCAUGCUGGCGUACAAGGUCCGGCACACCAUCUUCCUCGUCCGGCGGGAGAACUCGCCGACGGAGCUGAUCCCGGACGUCCGCGGCUACGGCCACACCUUCCCCGAGGCCAACACGACCUGGGAGGCCGACGUCAAGGGGUCCGCCUCGCACCAGCGCCUCAUACGGUACGUCUUUGGCGGGCUGCGCCUCGCCGUCCGCUUCGAGGCGGACGGAUAUAUCAAGCCGAGCGGCGGCGGUGGCGGCGAGGAUGAUGACUUCGACCCGAACCUGCGUUCCAACAGACUCUCCUCCUCUCCCGCCUCCUUCUCGUGGUCGCCGCGGCCGUCGCAGACCGACAGCGCCGCCGCUCCACCUCCUCCUCCCUCCCUUGACGAACUCGCCACCACCCUCUCCACCGCAAACGUGACGACGACGACGACGACAGGCCAGGGCAUCAGCAGCACCACCACCACCACCAGCAGCAGCAGCAGCACCAGCACAACAACGACAGCACGGCAAACCAAGCUGACAGUGACGCAGGCGGGCCCGACGGUGCCGAUCCCGCACCGGGCGCUCUUCGACCUCAAGACGCGCAGCGUGCGGACGCGCGAGGCCAAGGGCGGCGGCGCGGCGGUGGUCGAGGAGGAGCUGCCGCGCCUCUGGGCCGCGCAGCUGCCCACGCUCGUGCUGGCCUACCACGCGCGCGGGCUCUUCCGGCCCGAGGAGGUCGAGGUGCGCGACGUGCGCGCCGACCUCCGCCGCUGGGAGCGCGAGCACCGCGCCGAGCUGGCCCGCCUCGCAGCGCUGCUGCGCCGGCUGAUGCGGGACCUGGUUGCCGUUGCCGACGAGGAGGAGGCUGUUGCUGUUGCUGCUGGCGUCCAUGCGGCGGGUGAGGGCGUGGUGGAGAUCUGUCGGCGGCGGCGUGUCGGCGGCGGUGGCAGUUGGAGAGGAGGACGGGGGGAGAAGGAGGAGGAGGAGGAGUUGGAGAUCAGGAGGCCGGGAGGGGAGGUCGCGGGGGUCUUGUCGGAUGAGGUGCUGCAGCGGUGGAUGAGUGCUGCUGGCGACGAGGGAGACAGUGACGACGACGAUCAUGACGAUCAUUUCACCGCUUAUGGAGAGGCCGGUGGCUGGGAGUCAGACUGGGAGUCGGAGGAUGACAGAGAGUACCUCGACUUCACGGCCUGUAGCGCCGACGACUGUGGAUACUGUGGCAGAUGUCCGUACUAGGAAAGGUUCUUUUAGGAAGGGGUAUAACUACUUGGUAGAUGCGGCUAGCAAUGGUAUAAUUAAGCCUGUUCGGAAUUCAAACUUGUCAC